This is a messenger RNA of Fusarium redolens, 1940 nucleotides long. RefSeq lists its product as uncharacterized. Bases 1 to 1938 code for a protein of 645 amino acids. NCBI's taxonomy places the organism in Eukaryota, Fungi, Ascomycota, Sordariomycetes, Hypocreales, Nectriaceae. The transcript is spliced from 4 exons. The record is from RefSeq and is a predicted model, not a curated record.
AUGGACAAGUCUAUGGGACGUCAGGUAGACCUCAUCCCGCCAAACGUCGGCUCUAGACCUCAUCGCAAGAAUGUGCAGGUUCGUACACUCGGCGCCUGGAUAGCCUUGGUUCUUGUUGCCCUCAGCAUUUUCUUCCAGGACUAUGUUGAUAUCGGGCCAAAGUACAGAGCUGCAGCUCUUGGGCUGAUUUUUCCUGGAGCUGGAUAUCUUGCGAGCGCCAAUGUACUUGGCGGCAUAUUGUUCGUGCUGACUUGGGCAAGCGUGCCACUCGCUCUCUUUGCGUGGUUUGGUGCGGGUGCAGUCUUGUUCCCUCUUCUUGUCUGGGGCCUAUGCAUCCUAGGCGCCUACUUCGCUACAGGAAAUACCCUGUGGGAAAACUCGGGCUAUUGGGCCUCUGGUGUUCUCAUCAGUGGAUUUAUGUACGCCAAUAUCUCAUCGAGAGCCGAAAGAACUCGAGGGCACAAGAAGCGAUUGGUGAGAAACGAAUUUGUUCUGCGGCAAGCUGCCGAGACAGAUAGGCUUGUCGCCGCAGGUUCAAAGAGAGAGGAAGAUGAGGAGCUGAGCAUUGAAAGUCUGAGAAAGCUGCAAUUUCUGUUUGAUCAAGCGUUCCAGAGUCUUGAUGACUGGUCAGGCUUCACUAUUGUCGAUCAAUAUCAAACUGCAGCUCUUCGGUAUCAGAUCUACCAGAUGAUGUUCGUGCUUGGUCUUUACCAAUCCACCUACGGCCCAAAUGCACACAGUUACGUCAACGAAGCGUUUCAAAGAAUCAUUGAGCGGUCUUUGACUCAGAAGGUUCUGAACUUUUGGAAGUGGGAACGCUUAACUGGCAAGUUCUCACUUGACUGCGAUCCAGUUAAAAAGGACAACAUCAUGGUCACGGGGUUCCUUCUACAGGGAGUUAUGCUUUAUACAGCCAACUCGGGCGAUAUGAGGUAUACAAAGCCUGGAAGCCUAGUCUUUAACAUCGACGACAAGCACUCCUAUAGAUACAACCUUCAUGACCUUCAAGAGACGCUCGUGCGGCAAUGGUCUGCUAGUCCAUACUGUCUCAUUUUAUGUGAGCCGAAUUGGAUCUACGUCAUGUGCAACCUGCAAGGCAUGACAGGUGCAGUUCUCUACGAUCGAGUCUUUGGAACAAAGCCCACUGAAGUGCUACUGCCCAUAUUUGAAGAGUCACUGAACACGAACUUCACCGAGACCAGUGGCAGUGUCUUGACUAUACGAUCCGAGUUAACAGGCUUCACUAUUCCCGGUCUAUGCGGUGCAGCUGGAGACUUGGCCGCCAUCAUGAUGGGAUGUGGAACUUUAAGGAACUUCUCACGACGACUGUGGGCCAUCAUCCGCAACGAGACUGUUAAGUUUGAUACCAAGACGAAAGAGGUCUCGCUUACUGGACUUGUGGGAGCAGAUAAGAUUGAUGCGGGCAAUUAUCGUUCGAAUGAGUAUGCCAUGUAUACUCAACUUGCCAUUGCAGCGGGUGAAUAUGGAGAUGAAGAGCUGAAAGAGGCUUGUGUGGAGAAGUUUGAGAAAGCAUGGGGUGUUGUGACAGCACCGACAGGAUCUCAGUAUCUUGAUCUUGAUAACGCGCCGUGUUUGAUGAAUCAAGCGGCGUUGACGGCUGCUAUUAUCCGGCCUGGGGCAUAUCAUCGGAUGAUUCAAAAGGGUGCAUCUGAAAAGGCUUUGAGAGGUCCCAUUCUCUCAGAAGUACCAUAUCCUGGAGUCCUUAUCGCCAAAGCACGAUCUCAUACAUCCGAGGACUUGGAAUUGGUUCUCUAUCCUUCAGCUGAUGCAGGAGUGUUCGAUCUUGGAAUAUCUCGUCUUGUUCCAGGGCAGACAUACAGUUACCUUAACAAGACAGUGAAAUCUGAUAAGGACGGAUUUAUCAAGCUAUCAGUCCUAGUUGAGGGCAAGACCUAUAUUCAUAUUUCUCCAAUCUGAAG